Molecule: messenger RNA, 951 nt
Organism: Chinchilla lanigera (long-tailed chinchilla)
Lineage: Eukaryota; Metazoa; Chordata; Mammalia; Rodentia; Chinchillidae
Product: olfactory receptor 51F2-like
Exons: 1
Coding region: 7-951 (314 amino acids)
Biological process (GO): G protein-coupled receptor signaling pathway
Cellular component (GO): membrane
Molecular function (GO): G protein-coupled receptor activity; olfactory receptor activity
Source: RefSeq, a predicted model, not a curated record
GUCACCAUGCUAUCCUUUAACCAGAGCGUUUUCCACCCUGCAGUCUUUUUUCUUACUGGCAUCCCUGGUCUUGAAACUUCUCACAUCUGGAUCUCCAUCCCCUUUUGCUGUCUCUAUGCCACCGCCAUUUCUGGGAAUACCAUGAUCCUGUUUGUCAUCAUUACUGAGCGUAGCCUUCAUGAACCUAUGUAUUAUUUCCUCUCCAUGUUGUCCUUCACAGACCUAGGUCUGUGCCUAUCUACAUUGGUGACCAUGUUGGGCAUUUUUUGGUUCAAUGCUCGGGAAAUUAGCUUUGAUGCUUGCCUUGGCCAAAUGUUCUUUAUCCAUGGCUUCACAUUCAUGGAGUCCUCAGUUCUCCUGGUGAUGGCCUUUGAUCGCUUCAUUGCCAUUUGUAAUCCAUUGAGGUAUGCCAUGAUCUUAACCAACUCACGGAUCAUCAAAGUGGGCUUUGCAAUAGUUAUUCGGGGGACAUCAGCUCUAGUGCCUUUACUCUUGCUCCUCAAGCAUCUGUCCUUCUGCCAGAGUCAUGUGCUCCACCAUUCUUAUUGCUUCCACCCUGAUGUGAUGAAGCUUUCAUGCACAGACACAAUGAUCAACAGUGCAUUUGGCUUGGCUAUUGUUAUCUCUACUGCUGGCUUGGAUUCUGUCUUGAUCCUCCUGUCCUAUGUUCUGAUCAUUCACUCUGUGCUGGGCAUUGCAUCCAUGGAGGAGCGCAAAAAGGCAUUUGGUACUUGUAUCUCCCACAUCAGUGCUGUUGCCAUCUUCUACAUCCCUAUGAUCAGCUUAUCACUGGUGCAUAGAUUUGGGAAGCAUGCCCCUCCCUUUGUGCACACCCUCAUCGCCAAUGUUUAUCUGCUCAUCCCUCCUGUAAUGAAUCCCAUCAUCUAUAGUGUGAAGACGAAGCAAAUUCGCAAGGCUGUGCUUAAAUUAUGCUUUUCUAAGCUAGUGUAG